Nicotiana attenuata is the source of this 1089-nucleotide messenger RNA. RefSeq names its product LIM domain-containing protein PLIM2b-like. Gene Ontology annotation, biological process: actin filament bundle assembly. Gene Ontology annotation, molecular function: actin filament binding. The record is from RefSeq and is a predicted model, not a curated record. The coding region runs from base 225 to 866 and encodes 213 amino acids. The transcript has 5 exons. NCBI's taxonomy places the organism in Eukaryota, Viridiplantae, Streptophyta, Magnoliopsida, Solanales, Solanaceae. Gene Ontology annotation, cellular component: actin cytoskeleton; plasma membrane.
CAAAUUCUCUAUUACAAGCUGAGAUAGAGAGGGUGCCUUUUUUGUUUGUUUGAUCUCAAUAACAAAGCAGGUUAGAUAUAAGAGGGCAGAAGAGCUUUGUUGAUAAAAGUACUUUUUCUCUGCCAUAUUUCUAACUCUGACUAGUUAUUGAGAUUGAAGGUUUUCAGGCUUCUGUAAAUAAUAAUAAUAAUAAUAAGGAGAAAAAAAGUAAAUAAAAGAUAAAAAUGGCAUUCACAGGAACUUUGGAUAAAUGCUCAGCUUGUGAUAAGACUGUUUAUUUUGUUGAUUUGUUGUCUGCGGAUGGUGUUACUUAUCAUAAAUCCUGCUUCAAAUGUAGCCAUUGCAAAGGCACUCUUGUGAUGAGCAACUACUCUUCCAUGGAAGGAGUCCUCUACUGCAAGGCUCAUUUCGAACAGCUUUUUAAGGAAUCUGGAAACUUUACCAAGAAUUUUCAGAAUUCUAAGGCUGAGAGGCAAAAUUCACUGACAAGGGCUCCAAGCAAACUAUCUGCUAUGUUCUCUGGGACCCAAGAUAAAUGUGCUGCUUGCGACAAAACUGUUUAUCCACUUGAAAAGGUGACAAUGGAAGGAGAAUCAUUUCACAAGUCAUGUUUCAAGUGUGCACAUGGAGGGUGUCCACUUACCCAUGCAACAUAUGCUUCCCUUGAUGGAAAUCUCUAUUGCAAACACCAUUUUGCUCAGCUCUUCAUGGAAAAAGGAAAUUACCAACAUGUCCUCAAAGCUGCUAAUAAUAAGAAGAGUAGUGCUGCUGUGACACCAGUAAAUGACACUGAGGAAAAUGAAGCUGAAGAAGAGAAUAAUAAUAAGGAGCCUGAAAAUGCAGAGGAACCACAACAACAGUCAUAAAAGAACGUGCCCUUGAUUUCUCCCCUUAUAUAUCUUACAAUUGAUCCUUUCUAUCUAUUUUGAUCCAAUAUCUUAGUUUUUCUGAUAUGUUUUAUAAAAAAAGUUUUCCCAUUUGUUUAUAUAUAUCCAAGGCAACCCUCAUAUGUAAUUAAAUUUUAUUGUCUGGAUUUAAUAUUCCUUUUGUUAAUAUAUAAACGUUUUCUGCAAUGUUGUUUAAUUUCAA